Messenger RNA from Penicillium waksmanii, 675 nucleotides. RefSeq names its product class I SAM-dependent methyltransferase. The transcript has a single exon. NCBI's taxonomy places the organism in Eukaryota, Fungi, Ascomycota, Eurotiomycetes, Eurotiales, Aspergillaceae. The record is from RefSeq and is a predicted model, not a curated record. Gene Ontology annotation, molecular function: RNA methyltransferase activity; O-methyltransferase activity. The coding region runs from base 1 to 675 and encodes 224 amino acids.
AUGGCAGAAGCGCCUGAACUCUCCAACGCAGAGCGCUUCAAAGCGACGCACCUCGCCGCACGUCAUGGCAACUACCAUCAAUAUUACUCCAAAUUUCGGGCGCCCACCGUUCCAGACGAACGUCUUUCCAUUCUUCCGUCAGAUAUCCUCCGCGACGCGCGAGUCAUAGACCUCGGCUGUAACGCAGGAAAACUGACCCAUGAAGCAAUGGCGUACUGCGGCGCAGCCGCCUCAGUCGGCGUCGAUAUUGACCCGUGGCUGAUCGAUCAGGCGAAGGCGGCGUACCCAGAUGGGCCGUGCACAUUUGAGCACUUGGACUUUGUGAAUGCGCCCGCGUACACGGGUACCGCGGUGGGCAAGUUCGAUGUUGUCCUACUGCUUUCUGUGACCAAGUGGAUACAUCUGAACAACGGAGACUCCGGGAUGUUGAAGUUAUUCUCGCAUAUAAGGAGCAUCUUGAAUGAGGGGGGUUAUCUCGUUGUUGAGCCGCAGCCUAUGAGCAACUAUGCGAGGGCUUCAAAGAGAAAUAAAGAAUUGAGAGAGAUGUAUAGAACGAUCCAAAUCAGGCCACCGUUUAACGAUGAGUUGAAAGCCGAGGGGUUUGAGAGGAUAAUGGACGUUGAGAGAGACGAGGAGGGGUUUGCUAGGCCCGUUCAUGUAUGGAAAAAAAAGUAA